UGUGUACACUUCCAUCCUGUGUCAAAGUGACAGAGCUUUACACCAGGAGUUAUCUUUUUGAAUACAAUCUAAAAAUGCUUUAGCACCAUUUAAAAAAUAUAGAGCUUGUACACUGGACUUCACUUCAGAGCAAUGGAUUUAUUACAACAUAACAGAACCAACAGUUGUUAAACUAAGUUCAUAUUUCUUCACAAAGAGAAGGAAUGUGGACAGGUGGUUGGCAUGGAUUCAGAGUCCCAGCUACUCGACCUAAGGACUGGCGGUGAAACAGACACCACAUAUUGUGAUGACUCUAUGCAACAACAUGAGACAUCAAUUGAUGCUGGCUUCAGUGCCUCCUGCUUGACCACUGGAGAGCUUCAGCAACAUUGGAGAGCAGUGAAACAAAAUAUUAGAUCCAUUAAAGUCCUUUUUGAGAUCCCGUCUGCUCGUAUUGUAGAGCAUGCCUCUUCUCGAUAUGUGGUGUACCAGAUAGCGGUGAUCAGAUCUGGCAGUUAUGACUGCAAGCAUGUGGCCAUCGAGCGCCGCUACUCAGACUUCUUACACCUCCACCAGCAGCUGCUGCAGGACUUCAGUGAGGAGCUGGAGGAGGUCACCCUGCCCAAGAAGAAGCUAGUAAGGAACUUCUCUGAGGAAAACAUUGCUGAGCGCCGCGUGGCCCUUUGUGACUACCUUACUCAGCUCUACGCCCGCUGCUAUGUCCGCCGCUCACCCACAUUCAUUGCAUUUUUCACCCACCCCGAACUGAAGAUCUCCUACGAUCUGCUCCGUGGAGGCCGUUUCUCCCAUGCCCUGGAGGCCCUGCAGAGUGUGCUUGUACUUCAGGAAAAACUGUCCAUUCAUGAUCCAGCUCUGCUUGUGCCCACCAUGUGUGCACUAGUGGUGUGCCAUAGGGACCUGGGGAAUUUGGACAGAGCUUUCCAAACUGGCCACAGGGCCCUGCCAACAAUGAGGCGCUAUGGCUUAUGCAGGUAUCAUGGCCCCCUAUUGGAGGCCAUGGUGGACCUGGGGUAUCAGUUAGCAAACCCUGUGGCUCAGUUGCAAGAUGAGCUAAUCAAGAUGCAAAACUCACCGCAUGGACCAGUGUCAAUGGUGACACUAAAAGAGCUUGUGGUGCAAGAAUUUACAUGAUCCCAUUAAAAACAUAUGUAGCGGGUUCUAUUGGGCAAUCUCCUUCAAAUCAGUACAUUCAAUAUCAAUUCAAUUUAAAUAGUUGAAUCCAUCGGUAGUCUUACCAUUAUUUCAGUCAUAAUAACUUGUGGUUUUCAUAAGAUACAUAAUCAACCUGGUCUUUUAUGUCAGCACUAUGUAAAAUGUUUUUAUACAUUUGAUUAUUCUAAGGAACUAGGAAAGAUUUUGUACCUGAACUUUAUUUAAAACAACCUGUACCAUAAAACUAAUGUUGCUUUUUGUUGCUGUAAUUUAUAACUUAUAGAACUUUCAACAUUUGACGUUUUAUAUGUAUGACAUAUAUUAUGUUAUAUAUAUUUGGCUGUACACCACCGCCAAGUUUUCAAAAACAGAUUAAAAAAAUUUUUUGCUAAA
Messenger RNA from Electrophorus electricus (electric eel), 1545 nucleotides. RefSeq names its product sorting nexin 20 (gene snx20). Gene Ontology annotation, molecular function: phosphatidylinositol phosphate binding. Gene Ontology annotation, cellular component: early endosome membrane. The record is from RefSeq and is a predicted model, not a curated record. NCBI's taxonomy places the organism in Eukaryota, Metazoa, Chordata, Actinopteri, Gymnotiformes, Gymnotidae. Gene Ontology annotation, biological process: protein transport.